Molecule: messenger RNA, 486 nt
Organism: Pieris macdunnoughi
Lineage: Eukaryota; Metazoa; Arthropoda; Insecta; Lepidoptera; Pieridae
Source: the annotation of a GenBank genome assembly
AUGUCCACCAAUUCAAACAGCUUUUGUACGUAUGCGAUCUAUGCACGUUUACGCAUAGUCAGGGGUCUCAGUGAUGACCUCAUUACUGACAUAGUACUUCGAGGCAUUAACGACCCUCAGGUUAAAGCGGCAGCAACAAACGCAAACCUAUCCCCUGAUAAAUUAGUCAAUUACCUGUCUAAAUUCAUGAAGCCUGAUAACUCCUACACCAAACCGGUCCGCCGUCUGUUUCAACCGAACAGCAUCAGCAGAACCCAAGGUAAUAAGCGACCAGUACAAGCCUUCAACGCUAGUAUUAAGCGUUUCCACUAUGGCGAGCAAGGGCACAAACAGGUAAACUAUUCCAAAAAGCCAAAAAUUGGCACUGCAGCUGCUACAAAGGAACCUGUGUCGAGUAAGCCAACUGGUAAGGCAGACAAUGCCGCUGCGUGUGCUUAUUGCAAGAAGACAGGCCAUCACAUUAGGGACUGUUUUACGAAGCAAUGA